AAACGUUCGUGCAGAAUUUUCAAGUGUUGGCUAGCACUACAAUGAGUUACUGUCAUACAAAUAAUGGCAAUUUUGAUAUCAUCAUGUCCAAAAAUAAUAAACUAUCCAGCGAUUAUAUGUUCAAAUUACAAAACAAGGUUAGGUGACACACUAAAUUCACUAUGUGAAAUUAGAAUGUUAUACCCCUAUCGAACGGGACUUCUUCCCAUGGGAAUACCCAAGAGGUCGUAUUCGGGAAGGCAAUUAGUAGGAUAUUCUAGAGAGCAAAUGUUUGAUGUGGUUUCUGAUGUUGAAAAUUAUGAAAAAUUUGUCCCAUGGUGUAAACGAUCUAUUAUAACAACAAGAAGAAAAGGCUACAUGGAAGCAGAUUUAAUUAUAGGCUUUCCACCAGUUACCGAACGUUAUACUUCUGCUGUGACUUUUACCAGACCAAAUGUUGUUAAAGCAGAAUCAGUUACAGGGAUAUUGUUUAAUUAUCUCGUAACAUAUUGGAAGUUCAGUCCUGGCUUGCAACAUAUAGAACAAUCCUGUGUUGUAGACUUUUCAGUUCAUUUUGAAUUUAAGUCAGUGCUACAUUCACAAUUAGCAAAUACAUUUUUUAAUAAAGUAGUUAAUAAAAUGGAAGAAGCUUUCUUAUUGGAAGCUAGAAGACGCUAUGGAGCUGCAAGUAUGAAUGCUUUACCAUUACGAGUAACACAAGAUAGAUGACAAACUUAUUAUUUAUAAAUGCAUGUACAUAACUUAUAAUAUGAAUUAUAUAUAAAUAAAC
Messenger RNA from Ctenocephalides felis (cat flea), 769 nucleotides. RefSeq names its product coenzyme Q-binding protein COQ10 homolog B, mitochondrial. Gene Ontology annotation, biological process: ubiquinone biosynthetic process; cellular respiration. The coding region runs from base 64 to 708 and encodes 214 amino acids. Gene Ontology annotation, molecular function: ubiquinone binding. NCBI's taxonomy places the organism in Eukaryota, Metazoa, Arthropoda, Insecta, Siphonaptera, Pulicidae. The transcript is spliced from 3 exons. The record is from RefSeq and is a predicted model, not a curated record. Gene Ontology annotation, cellular component: mitochondrion.